Messenger RNA from Neltuma alba, 1696 nucleotides. Its product is annotated as protein IQ-DOMAIN 14. Bases 167 to 1504 code for a protein of 445 amino acids. The transcript has 4 exons. Gene Ontology annotation, molecular function: protein binding. The record is from RefSeq and is a predicted model, not a curated record. Lineage: Eukaryota; Viridiplantae; Streptophyta; Magnoliopsida; Fabales; Fabaceae.
GUUUUAAUAAUUGGGCCAUUAAUGUUGUAAGAUUGAAAGCAACGCAUCACAUUUUAUGCAGCACACAGCCUCCCACAGAAGAAGAGAUCUGCAUUUCGUCUUGUUCCUUUCUUCUCCAUCUCUCUCCUUCUUCACUGUUCCAUGUUAGCUUCCUCCUUCCCCACCCAUGGGAAAGACCAGCAAAUGGCUCCGAAGCAUCUUGACCGGCGGCAAGAAAGACAAGGACAAAGACAACAAAUGUUCCAAAACCACUGACAUCAUUCCUGAACAAGAUCGAACCCCACCGACCACAGCUCCCAAAGAGAAACGACGAUGGAGCUUCCGAAGAUCCUCGGCCUCAUCGACCACAACGACAGCCGCGACGACACCGACCCCCGCUGAGUCAAACCCUGUCGCUACUAACUCACCGACAGAUAUUACUGACGAUGAGCAGCAGAAGAUGAGACAGGCCCUGGCCGCCGCAGAUGCCGCCGCACAGGCUGCCGCCGUUAGAACCGCUGAGGAAGCUGCGGCCAUUAAAAUUCAAUCUGUUUUCCGUUCUUACUUGGCGAGGAAGGCGCUGUGUGCGUUGAGAGGAUUGGUGAAAUUGCAGGCGCUGGUGAGGGGUCACUUGGUGAGGAAGCAAGCGACAGAUACGUUGAGAAGAAUGCAGGCUCUGGUGACGGCACAGGCAAGAGCUCGAGCUCAUAGGAUUCGAAUGGUUUCAUCGGAAGAUCAGAACUAUAAUCACAGACACUCGAAUCACAGAAGACCGCUACCAGAAAACAUGUUCACGCAGAUCUAUGAUGAUGAAAUGGACAUGAGCCUGGAAGAGAACAUCAAGAUAGUGGAAAUGGAUGUAUGUGAGACCAAAGGUGACUCUAGAAGGAGAAGAAACCACAUCAACAACAAUAACUUCAACCCAAAUUACCAUAUCACAUACUAUUCCCCAAAGGAAGAAGCCCAUCGGGCUGCCUCUCCUAGCCCAUCAAUUUUGACAGAGAUGAGCCCACGGGACUACAGUGGGCACUUUGAGGACUGUACUUCCUUUAGCACGGCCCAAAGAAGCCCACAACUAUAUUAUUCAGCCAUAUCCGGGCCCGAAGAUCUAAAACAUCUUCCUUUCACCUUCCCAAAACCGCCACCCUAUGCAGAAUCAGUCAUGUCCCAUGACUAUCCUUUGUUCCCAAACUACAUGGCCAACACAGAAUCUUCUAGAGCCAAGGCAAGGUCACAGAGUGCGCCAAAGCAGCGGCCGCCGGAGACAUUUGAGCGGCAGCCAAGCCGACGACGGGCUUCAGUGGAAGGGAGGAACGUGCCGAGGCCCGUGAGAAUGCAGAGGUCGUCUUCUCAUGUGGGCUCCACAGCGCAUAACUACCAAUAUCCAUGGUCCAUGAUCAAGCUUGAUAAAUCCUCAGCUUCACUGAAGGAGAGCGAGUGUGGAUCUUCCAGUACUGUUCUCACUAGUACUAACUACUGCAAGUCCCUUGCUACUUUUGAUCCUUAUGGAGGAAGGUACUACUAACCAAACAAAUUCCUGCAAACAAAAAGGGACCAGUUUUGCAGGAACAAUCAUGGGUUAAUAAUGUUCAAUUGUAUUGCAAGACCCAAUUAUGUAGAGAUUUGUUUUCUUUUCUUUUUAUGUUUCUUUGUUUUUUCUUUUUAAAAUUUGACCAUGUUUGCGAAUUGUUUCGUGAGGAAGACAGUUUAGCAGGUU